AUGAUAGCGCUUAGGCGGUUCUUGAAAUCACCUUUGAAGGUAGAGCCAUGCUUUUUGCGAAGAAAAUUCCAUAAUAUUCAAGUCCCAUUUCAAGACGAUUUAAGUGCUGCGGAUAAUGAUGAUUUCAACUUGCUGGACUUUCAACAUUAUCAGGAGUCACCCGAUGUGAAAAAGAAGAGACUAGAGCUUAUAGAAGAAGUAGAGAACGAAAACAUUCUGGAGGAGGGCGUCAUUAAUCCACCGAAAGAAAAUCCCAAUAAGAUUUUAUCCAAUAUACUAGAAGAUUAUGUUGGGUUGAAAGAGCCAAUUGCAUUUGUAUCGAAGAUUUCGAACCCAUAUCGAAAUUUAGCAAUUGAAGAUCACAUAUUCAAUCAAAUGCCGGUUCCAAAGGAUCAAGGAUCAAACUAUAACAGGCUCAUAUUUUAUACAAACUCGCCAUGUGUUGUCAUUGGGAAGAAUCAAAAUCCAUGGAAGGAAGUGAAUGUGCCACUUUUGAAUUCACUACAUAUACCGCUAGUAAGACGUAAGUCUGGUGGAGGUACUGUUGUUCACGAUGGUGGUAACGUCAACUAUUCAUUCAUGACUACCAAGAAUAAUUUUGAUAGAUAUACUUUUGCUAAGAUAAUCAGAGAUGGAGUCAAUAAAUAUGAAGGUAGUAAGUACAGAUUGGAAGUUAAUGAAAGGGGUGACAUAACUACGGAGAAGCAACAAGACGAUAUUUGCUAUAAGAUAAGUGGAUCAGCAUAUAAAUUAGCCAAAGGCAAAUCAUAUCAUCAUGGGACAAUGUUAUUAAAUCUGAGAUUGGAUAUUUUGAAACAACUAUUGCAUAGGGACGAGGCGAAAUUGGGCAUCGUUGAUGCCAUGGCGUCUGUUGGAUCAGUUAAAUCCAAAGUGACCAAUUUCGAAAUGGAAAAUGAUAAGUUUAUUGAACUCGUGACGAAUGAAUUCCAAAGCAUAUAUGGUAAACCAAUAGAUUACGGAGAGCAGUCUGAUCCUGAUGAGUACGAUCAGAAUGAGUUAUUUGGGUUAACUGAUUUUGUUGAAGCCAAUGCUUUGAACAAGACAACCAAAGUUAUUAUAAUUGAUGACGAUACAACAUUACCCGAGUAUGUUUAUGAAACCGAAUCCCAACUAAAAGAAUGGGAUUGGAAAUUUGGAGGCACCCCGAGAUUCAGCCAUAAAUUAAUGAAUGAAAAAUUUGGGUUUGAGAUCUUAUUCAAAGUUGACAAAAGGGCAAUUGUGAGAGAAAUGGAACUUACUUUCUUACCCAAUGACCUUCGUAUUUUAUCCGAAGACAAAAUCAAGCAGAGCUUUGAAUUUUUACAAAACAUGAUUAGCAAAGGCGAGAUGAAAUACAAAGGGUCAGAGUUGGCGGGCUUUAUUACGAAUGAUAUGAUCAGUGAUUGGUUGGGUGAAUCAAUUGAUGGUACAAGUUAG
Messenger RNA from Hyphopichia burtonii NRRL Y-1933, 1437 nucleotides. Its product is annotated as putative lipoate--protein ligase. The coding region runs from base 1 to 1437 and encodes 478 amino acids. The transcript has a single exon. Gene Ontology annotation, cellular component: cytoplasm; mitochondrion. The record is from RefSeq and is a predicted model, not a curated record. Gene Ontology annotation, molecular function: lipoyltransferase activity. Gene Ontology annotation, biological process: protein lipoylation. NCBI's taxonomy places the organism in Eukaryota, Fungi, Ascomycota, Pichiomycetes, Serinales, Debaryomycetaceae.